AUAAAGGGGUCGUAGUGAAGCUUAAGAGGACAACAACUUCUCUCAUUUGUUUCAAAGAUGGGGAAAAUGGCUUCUCUAUUUGCCACUCUUUUAGUAGUUUUAGUGUCACUUAGCUUAGCUUCUGAAAGCUCAGCAAAUUAUCAAUACUCAUCUCCACCACCACCUAAGAAACCAUACCUCUACAAGUCUCCUCCUCCACCAGUGCAUGUCUAUCCAUCACCACCCCACCACCCUGUAUAUAAGUCUCCACCACCACCUAAGGAGCCAUACCACCCUUCACCAACACCAUAUCAUCUUGCACCCGUUUAUAAAUCUCCACCACCACCAACUCCGGUUUACAAUUCACCACCACCACCCAAGAAGCCAUAUUAUCCUCCACACACCCCGGUUUACAAGUCGCCACCACCACCAACUCCCGUUUACAAGUCACCACCACCACCCAAGAAGCCAUACUAUCCUCCACACACCCCGGUUUACAAGUCGCCACCACCACCAACUCCGGUUUACAAGUCACCACCACCACCCAAGAAACCAUACUACCCUCCACACACCCCCGUUUACAAAUCUCCACCACCACCGACUCCAGUUUACAAGUCGCCACCACCACCCAAGAAGCCAUACUACCCUCCACACACCCCGGUUUAUAGGUCUCCACCACCACCAACUCCAGUUUAUAAGUCACCACCACCACCUAAGAAGCCAUACUACCCUCCGCACACCCCGGUUUACAAGUCGACACCACCACCAACUCCCGUUUACAAGUCACCACCACCACCCAAGAAGCCAUACCACCCAUCACCAACACCGUAUCAUCCUGCACCAGUUUACAAGUCUCCACCACCACCAACUCCAGUUUACAAGUCACCACCACCACCAAAGAAGCCAUACCACCCUUCACCAACUCCGUAUCAUCCUGCACCAGUUUACAAGUCCCCACCACCACCAACUCCAGUUUACAAGUCACCACCACCACCAAAGAAGCCAUACCACCCUUCACCAACACCGUAUCAUCCUGCACCAGUUUACAAAUCCCCACCACCGCCAGCUCCAGUUUACAAGUCACCACCACCACCAGUGAAGCCAUACCAUCCUUCACCAACACCAUACCAUCCUGCACCAGUUUAUAAGUCUCCACCACCACCAACUCCUGUUUACAAAUCACCUCCACCACCAACUCCAGUCUACAAGUCUCCACCACCACACCACCCCUAUCUUUACACUUCUCCUCCUCCUCCCUACCAUUACUAAGAAGUGACAUCACAAAGUUGAAGGAAAAGCAGAAUGUUGAGCUAAAAGAAAGGCUUUUUCCAAUUUCGAGAGGCAAUGAGAAAAGAACAAGAAGAAGAAAAGAAAAAAGAGAGUAAUUAAUAAGCCCCACAGGAGGCGAAGUUCUUUUGUAGCUUCAUGUUGUCUAAGUUAUUGAUUUUGUUUGUACCCUAUAUUUUAUUUCUCUGUCUUUGUGUAUGUUUUGUUCAGUUUCGAUCUCCUUGCAAAAUGCAGAGAUUAUGAGAUGAAUAAAGUAAGUUAUAUUAUUAUACUA
Molecule: messenger RNA, 1540 nt
Organism: Nicotiana attenuata
Lineage: Eukaryota; Viridiplantae; Streptophyta; Magnoliopsida; Solanales; Solanaceae
Product: extensin-3-like
Exons: 2
Coding region: 58-1248 (396 amino acids)
Biological process (GO): plant-type cell wall organization
Molecular function (GO): structural constituent of cell wall
Source: RefSeq, a predicted model, not a curated record